ACCUCCCAGGGAGAAGGGGCUGACUGAGGAGCUGAAAAGACAGCAGGCUGUGUAGGAUCCUGCUUCAGGAUCCCGAAGCGCGUGGGUCUGAGAGAAGGGGAUCAUAAGGUCUAAGUGAGAAAAGCAGAUCAAAGAACCUGUGCUGAGCAGCCCUCCUGUGUGCUGGUGUUAUUGGCCUUAUCCCUCUACAGCUCCAGCAAGUAGCAACAUUGUUGCUACAACAUCUAAGGUCUACUUGAUGAGGACCAAAGCCUAUUCCCAGGAGAGAAACCAAGAACCAAGGAGAAUGGCCCCUGGGAGCCAGAGACCCUCAUCCCAGGAGUUGGUGACAUUCAAGGAUGUGUUUGUGGACUUCACUAAGGAGGAGUGGGGCCUCUUGGACCAUUCUCAGAGAGAGCUGUAUAAGGAGGUCCUGCUGGAGAAUAUCCAGAACCUGCUGUCCCUGGAUUUAGAGACCAACUUUGAAGUAAAUGAGGUGACUACAAAUCUUGGAACUUUUCUGGAAAAAUGUGACCUGCAAAGAUUCAUAAGUGAUGGUGCUUGGAACUUCAAAUGGAAAGAAAUCCAUGACUCUGAUAUCAACUUAGAUAAAAAUCCAAAGAGCGAAUAUGAAUUUGAUGAAAUUGGAAAGAGAUUCAGUCAGUCUUGUAUCCUAAAUCAGUGUAAGAAAAUGAUCUCAGGGAAUGACAGUCUUCAGGAUAGUGAAUAUAGCAAAUGCUUUACUGAAGAAGUAGAGCUUUUUCAGUCCCAUGAGAAGGCUCCUGAAAUGCUCGUGUAUCCAGGUAAUGAAGGGGAAAUGGCCUUGAGCUGGAGUUCAGACCUCAGACAUCAGAAAAGUGAUACUGGAGAAAGACUCUGUGUAAGUAAUAAAGGUGGGAAGGCCUUGAUUCAGAACUCUAAGCUCAUUACUCAUCAGCAAAUUCCCAUUGAAAAGGAGCCUGAUAAAUAUAAUAAAUGGAAAGCAACCUCAUCCCAUCACUCAUCUCUUCCUAGACCGCCUAGAUUUCACCCUGGAAUUCCUCAGCUUGGGAAGGCCUUUGGUUGGCACUCAGAUCUUGAUAGAUCUCAUAAGAUUCAUACUGGGAGGAAGUUUUAUGAAUGCCAUGAAUGUGGGAAAACUUUUUGCCAUAGAUCACUCAUUAUUCGCCAUCAGAGAAUCCAUACUGGCGAGAAACUUUUUGAAUGCAAUCAAUGUGGAAAAGCUUUUACACAGAACUCCAGUCUAGCUGCACAUCAGAGAGUCCACACUGGAGAGAAACCUUAUGAAUGUCAUUAUUGUGGAAAGUCUUUCUCAGACAAGGGCAAUCUUAUAGUACAUCAGAGAAUUCACACUGGAGAGAAACCUUAUGAAUGUAAUCAGUGUGGAAAGACCUUCACACAGAGCUCCAGUCUUGCUGCACAUCAGAGGAUCCACAGUGGAGAGAAACCUUAUGAAUGUAAUCACUGUGGAAAGGCUUUCACAAACAUUGGCAAUCUUGCUACCCAUCAGAGAAUCCACACUGGAGAGAAACCUUAUGAAUGUAACCUGUGUGGAAAGGCUUUCAAUGACAGGGGAAGGCUUGCUGCCCAUCAGAGAAUCCACACUGGAGAGAAACCUUUUGAAUGCAAUCACUGUGGAAAGACUUUCACACACAGUUGCAGUCUUUCUGCCCAUCAGAGAAUCCACACUGGAGAGAAACCUUAUGAAUGUAAUCAGUGUGGAAAGGCUUUCACAGACAGUGGCACUCUUGCUGCACAUCAGACAGUCCACACUGGAGAGAAGCCUUAUGAAUGUAAUCAGUGUGGAAAGGCUUUCACAAGGAAUGAGAGUCUUUCUGCCCAUCAGAGAAUCCACAGUGGAGAGAAACCUUUUGAAUGUAAUCAAUGUGGAAAGACUUUCAGGACAAGCUCCCAGCUUACUAGACAUCACAGAAUUCACACUGGAGAGAAACCUUAUCAAUGUAAUCACUGUGGAAAGGCUUUCACAGAGAGUUCCCCUCUUGCUGUACAUAAGAGAAUCCACACUGGAGAAAAACCUCAUGAAUGUAAUCAGUGUGGAAAGGCUUUUAGAGACAGGGCCAGUCUUGCUGUGCAUCAGAAAAUUCACAGUGGAGAGAAAGCUUUUGAGUGUAAUGAAUGUGGAAAGAGUUUCAGAAUGACCUCCCAUCUUGUUGCUCAUCAGAGAAUCCACAGUGGAGAGAGACCUUUUGAAUGUAAUCAAUGUGGAAAGACUUUCAUAGAGAGGUACCAUCUUGCUGCACAUCAGAGAAUCCACAGUGGAGAGAGACCUUUUGAAUGUAAUCACUGUGGAAAGGCUUUCACAAACAGGCACAAACUGGGUGCCCAUCAGAGAAUCCAUACUGGAGAGAAACCUUAUGAAUGUAAUCACUGUGGAAAGGCUUUCACACAGAGGUGCCAUCUUGCUGCCCAUCAGAGAAUCCACACUGGAGAGAAUCCUUAUGAAUGUAAUUUAUGUGGAAAGGCUUUCAAAGACAGGGGCAGUCUUGCUGCCCAUCAGAGAAUCCACACUGGAGAGAAACCUUUUAAAUGCAAUCACUGUGGAAAGGCUUUCACACAGAGGAGCAAUCUUACUACACAUCAGAGAUUCCACACUGGAGAGAAAUCUUAUGAAUGUAAUCAAUGUGGAAAGGCUUUCACCAUGAGGCAGAAACUUGCUGCCCAUCAGAGAAUCCACAGUGGAGAGAGACCUUUUGAAUGUAAUCAAUGUGGAAAGACUUUCAUAGAGAGGUACCAUCUUGCUGCACAUCAGAGAAUCCACAGUGGAGAGAGACCUUUUGAAUGUAAUCACUGUGGAAAGGCUUUCACAAACAGGCACAAACUGGGUGCCCAUCAGAGAAUCCAUACUGGAGAGAAACCUUAUGAAUGUAAUCACUGUGGAAAGGCUUUCAGAUACAAGGGAAAUCUUGCUACCCAUCAGAGAAUCCACACUGGAGAGAAACCUUAUGAAUGUAAUUUAUGUGGAAAGGCUUUCAAAGACAGGGGCAGUCUUGCUGCCCAUCAGAGAAUCCACACUGGAGAGAAACCUUUUAAAUGUGAUCACUGUGGAAAGGCUUUCACACAGAGGGGCAAUCUUACUGCACAUCAGAGAAUCCACACUGGAGAGAAACCUUAUGAAUGUAAUUUAUGUGGAAAGGCUUUAAAAGACAGGGGCAGUCUUACUGCCCAUCAGAGAAUCCACACUGGAGAGAAACCUUUUGAGUGCAAUCACUGUGGGAAGGCUUUCACACAGAGGGGCUAUCUUAUUGCACAUCAGAGAAUCCACACUGGAGAGUAGCUUUAUGAAUGUGGAAAGGCUUUCACAACCAGACAGAGUCUUGCUGCACAUCAGAUAAUGCACAGUGGAGAAAAACCUUUUGAAUGUAAUUGUAACAACAAUUUGGCUAGCAGCAGCUGUUUUUGAGGUGUAAGACCCAACAAGACAAGCAACAAGAACUGCUGGCACAGGCUCUUUAAUCUGCUUUACUAAGGAAAGCAACUUUAAGGGGUUAACAAUCUCGCUUUAAUCAAACAUAUAUAUGUAUCAUUCACUUAGUUCAGGGGAAAAAGCCAGCACCCUGAACUUCAAAUAAGUUGCAAACCUGCAUUAUGUAAACAGGCAGACCUUGUCAGGUUGUCAAAUCACAAUUCAUAGUUACCAGAGAAGAAUCAAUGGGUCUGGGUUAGCAAAGCCAGGGGUCAGUUACAGUGGCUUGCCCAAAGUCUCCAUACUCCUUUGAGCCCCAAAACACAUCUGGGUUCUUCCAAAGCCAGGGAGCUAAAGCGGCUACCCAGAACCCUACACACCAACCACACUUUCAGUGAGUCAGAGCCCCAGACAAAAUGGUAACCUCUGAGUUUAUAUACCCUUUUUAGAGUCAAAGGGCAUCACAACAUGCGACUCAAACCCACUUGACCUAAAAGCUUCUGGUGUCACAAACAUACAACUCAAAGCCAUGCAAAUUAGGCUUUCCCUUGAGGUAAACAGGUCAUCAAUAACUCCUGAUUUAAUCAAAGAAACAAAGGCCAUAUACAUUAAGGGCACUUGAUUAAAUAAGUGCUCUGAAAGGGUAAAAAAGUCCCAGCUUAAUUACUGUAACAAUAAUCAGUGUGGAACAACUUUCAGAAAGAGCUCCCAUCUUGCACAUCAGAGAAUCCACACUGAUGAGAAACCUUAUGAAUGAAAUCAGUGUGGAAAGGCUUUCAAAAGGAGGCAGAGUCUUGCUCCAGGAGGCCAGUGUCACUGGAUGGAAGAGGAAAUGUGGGGGAGAAAGGUGUAAGAACACUGGAAAGGUCAGAGAGGGCCAAGUUAUGCAGGGCUUUGAAUGCCAAACUGAGCAUUUUGCAUUUGCUCCUGGAAACAGUAGGGAUCCACUGGAGUUUACUGAGUGGAGGAGGGAGGUGACAAGGUCAGACCUGCACUUUAGGAAAAUGACUUUGGGACUGGACUGGAAUGGGGAGAGACUUGAGGCAGACAGAUCCCCUCCCCAGCAGCUAUUGUGAUAGUCCAGGUGUGAGGUGAUGGUGUUUUGUUGAAAGCUGAUUGAGAAACCUUAAUGUGGAGUAUACAGGUGAAUGAUUCUAAUUCAUUAUUAUUUUGUAGGGAAGAAGAGAGCCUGGGUAAGUGGGGAGUAGAGGAGGAUACAGGUCUUUGUUUACUCCCCAGCACAGAAGAAUAACUGAGAUCUCUCUGGGAAGUCCUCAGUCUGAUUCAGUUUGGCAUUGGAGUGGACGGGGCAUCAGAUCACCAAGCUCAAAGGAAGGAGUGUCUACUUGGAGACACCUCUUCAUUAUUGGGGCAUUGGUGGCAACACUGAACACAGGCCACCUAACUCAGGCUGGGUAAAGUGACCUUUGGCCUUUCAACCCUGCCCCCACUUACCUCUUCCACACCUGGACUAAGAGGAGGCCAACCAAGUAGGGUGGAAUCAAGUUUGAAGUUGCCUGCUGAGAACUUCCCCUGAGUUUAAUAUGUCCAUCUUCCAUGAGUUACCUUACUAGGCACAUGCACUGGACACAGAGUAAGCAUGUUUGAUGGAAGGAGCCUGCAGUGAGCCACAGUCUUGCUCACUCCUGGAUACCUUUGCUGGUGUUAAUUGACUGACUUUGCUGUUGUGCCCCACCACCCCCACCCAAACUAGGCCAAACAAGCCUUGCAGUCAACUGUUCCUGCUAAACAACCUCCUUCUGUGUCCUCCUGAUCCUGGGAAAAAUUCUCCAUCCUUUUCCCCAACACCUCUCUGUACUUCCUUUUAGUGGUUUUCAUGCAUAAAUCUCCCCUGCCCUUCUUGGGCUGUUAGGUUUUUGUACAGCACUAGUGUUUGAUUUUCUUCCUAAUAAAACUUUUCUGCUUUCAACCCA
Messenger RNA from Trichosurus vulpecula (common brushtail), 5337 nucleotides. RefSeq names its product zinc finger protein 665-like. The record is from RefSeq and is a predicted model, not a curated record. Gene Ontology annotation, biological process: regulation of DNA-templated transcription. NCBI's taxonomy places the organism in Eukaryota, Metazoa, Chordata, Mammalia, Diprotodontia, Phalangeridae. The transcript has 5 exons. Bases 239 to 3274 code for a protein of 1011 amino acids.